Molecule: messenger RNA, 1975 nt
Organism: Mycotypha africana
Lineage: Eukaryota; Fungi; Mucoromycota; Mucoromycetes; Mucorales; Mycotyphaceae
Product: malate synthase A
Exons: 4
Coding region: 44-1699 (551 amino acids)
Biological process (GO): glyoxylate cycle
Cellular component (GO): cytoplasm; peroxisomal matrix
Molecular function (GO): malate synthase activity
Source: RefSeq, a predicted model, not a curated record
UCUUGUUUUCGUUUUCUUCAUACGUAUUAAUUCGAACACUAUCAUGUCUCUUAUCACCCGUACUGCUGCUAAACUCAUUAAAUCCAACGUCCCUGGGGUCGCUGUAUUGGCACCCGUCACCACAACUGAAGCAGAAAUCCUUUCUCCUCAAGCUUUGACAUUCGUUGCAACCCUCCAACGUAUUUUCAACCCCACCCGUAAAACCUUAUUACAAAAGCGUGUUCUUCGCCAACAAGCACUCGACCGCGGUGUUCUUCCUGAUUUCUUGCCAGAAACCGCCUAUAUUCGUAACGACCCCACCUGGCGUGCAGCCCCACCUGCUCCCGGUCUUCGAGACCGUCGUGUAGAAAUCACUGGUCCUGUUGACCGUAAGAUGGUCAUCAAUGCCUUGAACUCAGGUGCAAAGACUUUUAUGGCCGAUUUUGAAGAUUCCAACUCUCCUACUUGGGAUAGUAUUAUUAGCGGUCAAGUGAAUAUGCGUGAUGCUGUUCGUGAAACUAUUGAAUUCACCAACCCUAACGGCAAGAAGUAUGCUCUUAGAAAGGAUGGCAAGAUUGCUACCCUUCUUGUUAGACCUAGAGGCUGGCACAUGGUUGAGAAGCAUGUCCUUGUGGAUGGUGAACCUUGCUCUGCUUCUAUCUUUGACUUUGGUCUCUACUUCUUCCACAACGCUAAGGAACUUAUCAAGCGCGGUAAGGGUCCUUACUUCUACUUGCCCAAGAUGGAAUCUCACUUAGAAGCUAGACUUUGGAACGAUAUCUUCAAUGUCGCUCAAGAUAUGCUCAACAUUCCUCGUGGUACUAUUCGUGGUACUGUCUUGAUUGAAACCCUUCUUGCUGCCUAUGAAAUGGAUGAAAUCAUCUAUGAGCUCCGUGAUCACUCCUCCGGUUUGAACUGUGGUCGUUGGGAUUACAUCUUCUCUUUCAUCAAGAAGUUGCGUAACCAUCCUCAGUUUGUCUUACCUCAACGCUCUCAAGUCACCAUGACAGUGCCCUUCAUGGAUGCUUAUGUUCGUUUGUUGAUUCAAACUUGUCACAAGCGUGGUGUCCAUGCCAUGGGUGGUAUGGCCGCUCAAAUCCCCAUCAAGAACAAUCCUGAAGCCAACAAUGCUGCUAUGACCAAGGUUCGCAACGACAAGCUUCGUGAAGUCACCGCUGGUCACGACGGUACUUGGGUUGCCCAUCCUGAUCUCGUCAAGAUCGCCUACGAAAUUUUCGACGAACAUAUGCCUCAACCUAAUCAAAUUCACGUCCGUCGUGACGACGUCAAGGUCACUGCCACCGACUUGAUCGAUAUCAACUUCAAGGGUACCAUUACUGAAGAAUCUAUUCGUGAAAAUAUCCAAAUUGGUUUGGCUUAUAUGGAAGCUUGGUUAAGAGGUGUCGGCUGUGUUCCUAUCUUCAACUUGAUGGAAGAUUUGGCUACUUAUGAAAUUUCCAGAUCUCAACUCUACCAAUGGGUUAGACACAACGUUCGCACAGAUAAGGGCAAGGUGAUUACUGGCGACUAUGUUGCUCAAAUCUUAGAAGAAGAAACAGACAAGAUCCGUAAGCAAUUGGGUGAUAAAUAUGCCAAUUCUAAAUACGAAGCUGCCAAGAAGGCCUUUGCUACAAACUGUACUGGUCAACGCUAUGACGAUUUCCUUCCUGACUUGCUUUAUGAUGACAUCGUUACUGUCUCCUCUCAAGCCAAGUUGUAAAGAAAAACGACAACGAAAACACAUCUUACAAAAUAUACACAAACACAAACACCCCCCCCCCACAAGAUACACACUACUCUCUCAUUCUCUUACCACCAUUUUUUUUUUUCCCAUUUCAUUCUUAAUACUCUAAUUCUUUUCUUUUUCUUGCUUUUUGUAAAUUAUGAAAUCAUUAAUGUAAAUCAACGAAACUUGCAUAGCUAAUGUUUGUAACAAAAGAUAUAAAAAUUGGAAACAUUAUUGAAAGUUGUUCCAAAUAAAAAGAAGUUUACCCCC